UUUUUUUUUUUACGGUCUGUCAACAAAAAUAGAGCUACAAUCUAUCUGCAAUAUUAAAGCUGAUUUAGCCCCUAAAUAAAAUUAAAUAAAGCUAUCGUUAAAAACAAGUAUGUGUGCAGAUUUAGAUUAGUGUCAGCCUUCAGCCUAGGUUAACUAACGGACAUGGUUUGAAAAUGAAGUCGAAACAUUUUCACAACUAUAUUCAUCGUUUUCCAGGAACAUCAAUUUUCUAUCUUAGUUCGGUACCAACAAGUUAGCUAGCUUGUAGCUAACGUUAGAACGCUAGAUAGUUAGUUAUCACCUUGCAAACAACAAAUCCAGCAAGAUUAGGCUAGCUAAGUAGCAAGUUAACAAGGCAAACCGAGACAACUCGGCGUAGGUAGAGACCAAUAGCAAUAUUGAUCUUUGGUCGGGAGUCAAGCCUGCAAUUUCUUGAAAAUGGACGAGGCGUCCCCGGCAUCUCUGACAGACCUGUGUCUGUCCUACGUGAGUGGGAACCUGGAGAGGUUCUGUGCGAAGCACGCCGAUGGAUCUCUCUGUCUCAGAGACUCUUUACUGUUCCCCCAGGAGCUAGCUGACCAGCUGUUAGCUAAGAUGGCCACUGAAGGUCUGUUGAAUGACAGUACAGUGGGAGUGUUUCGUAGCUGUGAGUACCUACGGCUGCGUCGUGCAUGUAUCCGUACUGCUCGUAUUUCUGCCGAGGCGUUCCAGAGAGCUCUCUGUCCUCACCGCCUGCUGGAGCUGGAUGCUGCCAGGGUCAACGCUGACCUCACCAUCUCUGACAUACUACAGGGACUGGCCUCCAACAAACACUGCCAGGAGAGCUUACAGCGGUUGGUCCUGACAGGUCUAACCAUGUCCUCUCUGGAGGAACCAUCCCGUCACCGCUUCAGCUCUCUCCAGGGGCUCCGCUCCCUCUCCCUGGCCAAUGUGGACUUCUAUGACGCUGGGCUGGCUGACGUGUGUUCUCUGCCCCGCCUGGAGAGCCUGGACCUGUCCAACACCUCAGUAACCAACCUCAGUCCUCUACUGGGCCUCAGGGAGAGGCUGAGGUCACUAACACUACACCAGCUGAAGAGGCUGGAGAUGAGCACCGCACAGCUAUUGGCCGUCAUUGGACAACUGGAGGCACUGCAGCACCUGGACAUCAGUGAUGAUAAACAGUUCACAUCAGACGUGGCUCGUCAGUUGCUGGGCGAACCUGGGAUCCUGCCUGCUCUGGUCUCUCUGGACGUGUCUGGACGCAAACAGUGUGUGUUAUGCCAGGUGACGGAUGCAGCGGUCAAGGUGUUUGUAGAGGAACGUCCAGGGAUGACCUUUGUUGGUCUGCUGGCUACAGAUGCUGGCUUCUCUGACUUCCUCAAUGGAGAGGGCAGCCUCAAGGUGACAGGAGAGGCCAAUGAGACUCAGAUCUGUGAGUCGCUGCAUCGCUACAGUGAGAGAGACGGCUUUGUCAGAGAGGCUCUGUUUCAUCUGUUCAGUCUCACUCACGUCAUGGAGAAACCACGGCCUGACAUACUCAAGUUGGUAAUACUGGGGAUGAAGAACCACCCUGCCACCCUGAACGUCCAGUUGGCAGCCAGUGCGUGUGUGUUUAACCUGACCAAGCAGGACCUGGCAGCGGGCAUGCCUGUUAGACUGCUUGGCACAGUCACUCAACUACUGCUGGAGGCCAUGAGGACCUUCCCUAACCACCAACAGUUGCAAAAGAAUUGCCUUCUCUCUCUGUGCAGUGACCGCAUACUGCAGGAGGUUCCCUUCAACAGGUUUGAGGCAGCUAAACUGGUGAUGCAGUGGCUAUGUAACCAUGAGGACCAGAACAUGCAGAGGAUGGCUGUGGCUAUCAUUUCUAUACUGGCUGCCAAGUUAUCUACAGAGCAGACAGCCCAGCUGGGAGCAGAGCUGUUCAUAGUGAAGCAACUCCUCCACAUUGUGCGUCAGAAGGCGACUCAGGGCGGGGUGGAUGCCACCCUCAAGUUCACACUGAGCGCACUCUGGAACCUCACCGACGAAUCACCAACCACCUGCCGCCAUUUUAUAGAGAACCAGGGACUGGAGCUUUUCAUUAAAGUUUUGGAGUCGUUCCCCUCGGAGUCUUCCAUCCAGCAGAAGGUGUUGGGGCUGCUGAACAACAUAGCAGAGGUUGGGGAGCUGCAUGAGGAGCUGAUGGUUCAGGGCUUCCUGGAUCACAUCCGCUCCCUGCUCCACAGCCCUGAGGUGGAGGUGUCCUACUUUGCUGCUGGGAUACUGGCCCACCUCACCUCCAGAGGAGAGGCUGCAUGGACACUCAGUAUCACACUGAGGUCUGACCUGCUAGAACAACUGCACUCUGCCAUCCUGAAAUGGCAGACCCCAGAGUGUGAGAUGGUGGCUUACAGGUCCUUUAACCCUUUCUUCCCCCUGUUGGAGUGUUUCCACACCCCAGGAGUUCAGCUGUGGGCAGCUUGGGCCAUGCAGCAUGUCUGCAGCAAGAAUGCCCCUCGGUACUGCAGUAUGCUGCUGGAGGAGGGAGGUCUGCAGCAGCUGGAAAAGGUCCAGACACACCCCGACACACACGCAGAUGUCAUGCGAUUGACUGACGGCAUCCUGGAGAGCCUGCAGCGCCACCAAGCUCGCACCGGCCAGACCACACAAACACCCCCACACAAAGAGAGUGAUACGCCCUGAUCAGAACCCAUUCCACCUGUAAUGUCAAGACAAGAGUCCAGGAAGAGGUGUGUGUGUUCACACAUGUUCAUUAAGCCUGUCGCAUGCUUCCCAGUCGAAACAGUUUGCGCCAAAUUUUUACGUUUCUGUUGGAGUUCGGCAGGGUUUUUUCCAGUUCUUCGCGCACCAAAUGUGUUCUUGAGGCAAGCCAAAGUCAACAGUACUACGGGAUUCUUCAUUGAAGUGUUUGUCAUUCAAUGAACCUAGUUUUAAUGCACAUUUUUUUCAGUUGAGAAAUACUGCACCAAACAAAAUUUAUCAAAAUGAUUUACAGAUUCCUUGAUUUUUUGUAGAUUAAUUCUGACUAUUGAGCAAGUGGCUAUGUUGCUACGGCGUUUCAAGAGGGACAAACGGUAAUAUUGCAUUUUCAUUUUUCAACCAAAGGUCUUUUAAGGGAGUAUGCGAGGCACAGACGUUUGCUUCGCCUUGCCAAGUUCUGCUUGGCGCAAACCAAACCUAGUAUGUGGGCGCCUUUAAACCGGGAUGAGGAAAGACACCCUGUCACCUCCCACCUUGUCUUAAGGUGGUGCUGUAAAGUGAAUGAGAGAACAGAAACUACGCAUUUCUUUGCACACAUACCUUGCUAUGUUAUUUAUUUUCUUGUUUGGUUCAAAAGCAACAGUAUGACUAAGUGUACUACUGUUGGGAUAAGGAAAUUAUGAUUGAUUUAACUAAAGAAAAAUAAACCCUGAGUUGUUGGUUAACAGCGUCCAUAGCAUGAAUAGAAAACCAGUUGAACUAUAUGGUUUAACUGUUUCUUUCCUGUUGGACUCUGAAAGGGCCGAAUCCUUAUUUAAGAAUCCUGCACGCAUCUUGGAAGAGUCACACUAAUCGACAUCAAUUAACACCAUUGACAUAGAUUCAUGGUUGGAGUUCUGCAGGCGCACCAAGUUUGGAUUCGGCCACUAAAGGGCACUACAUACCCUACGCAAACAGAGCGAUGGGCGUCGUAUACGGGCCAUUCUAAAAUUGGAUCCGCACAAAAGUAUGUAGAAGAACCUAGAAAACGACACUGUUGCUGCGUUUGCGUAAAGUGUGUAGCAGCCUUAAAGCUCAGUUCUGGGGUUGAGAGUCCAGCCCCUCUGGCUGAUUAGCUAAUAUAUGCACAUGACGGUGUAAUUUUCCCAGCAUGCUCAAGUUUGUCUGAAUGAUCUUUUGAGUUGCCCAGUUUGUAGCAGGACUAUUCAAAUCCAGACAUGGAGGUCCACAAUACUGUCCAUAGUUAUUUUCUCUGUGGUAGUUAAUUGAUUAUUAUAAAUGUAUGAAUUAAUUGAUGGGUACAUUUUUGCCACAGUGUAUACUCACCUGGGGUCGCAGGUCUGAAUCAGUCCCUGAUUAGAGGGGGUAGGAUGAAAACCAGCAGUAUUGUGGACCUCCAGGACAAGAUUUGAGUUAUCCUGGUUUAUAAAAAUUAUGUUAAUAGUAAUGUAUUUCCCUUGUGGACAAAAAUGGCAAUAAAUAUAUUGGUCAACAUUAAGACAGAAUACAUAUAUGACUUUGCACAGUAUGAAGAAAGAAAAAAAAAUUAUUGAGAGUUCUAUGUGCUUCCAUGGUUGCUGGUCUGUGUGCAUGCUUGCGUAUUUGGAUCAGUGUAUAGGUGAGUGUGUGUUUGAUGCUAGGGGGAGUGUUUGUACUAGCCUGGCUGACAUGGCCCACAGCUGUGACUUACCUGGUCUGGAAAGGAAGCUGUUUGUUAAUGCAAUAUUCACUCAGAAAUUGUGUGACAGGUUUUAUGGGUUCUCAUUGUUUUUGUUUUUUCCCCCUCUGGGUUUGAGACUUCAUUGUUUGGAUUUGAAAAUCCAACUGUUGUAGUUGAAGGGGGUGACGCUCGGGGGCUGUGCAUCUGGGUGUUUGAGUGAGAAAGAGGAGAACCAACCAGUAAAAGCACAGCCCCCUUCAUUAUCGACGCAUUGUGCCGACAACCUCAAAGAGCCAUUCCAGACUCUGAAGUCAGGAGGACUUAGAGUUAAGUGCUAGCCACUGUAGCCAGACAAGUGUUUGUAGUUUCUCAUCUCCCAUACUCAAGUACAGUCUUUAACGAUUGGUUUAAAGUGUUGGAAACAAUAUGUUUUGUUGUUUAAUUCAAAAGGAGGUACUUAGGAAAACGAAGGAGACAAAACUGAGUUGGGAAUUCUGCGAUUAAGGGGAGAGGCAGCGAGAGUAGCGCAAUCCCAAAAAGACGCCUACCCCAGGGAUGUUAACUCAUUUUGCCCCGGGGGCUGCAUUCGGUUUUUGAGGUCCAGAGGGCCGCACUAAAAAAUGUAUUUCCUUGCCGUCAAAAUGACAAAAUUGUCUAUCUGCAACGUUCUGUACAUUGCACCCUCCUGAGCAUGACCCUGGUUGUGACUAAUAAGGAUAUAGGCUACUGAUCUUGUCUUCAUUCUCUAUGCAAUGGUGGCUGAAACUACAUUUCAUGCCUGCUGGCAAAUCUCCACAUGCUUGAUUUCAAAUCAGCCUACACAUUGUAUGUGCUUGCUACCGCUGCAUGGGUCAAAGUAUCUCUUCUCUAUGGCAUCAAGAGAAAUGCACAGAACAAACUGAACUGUAAACUAAAGUCAGUAUUUUCUACAUUAUACUGACAGAAUAUGAAAUUUGAGUUGUCCUCUCACUAUGAUUGAAGCUGUGGGAAAGUUUAGUCUUGUCUGUACAUUCCCCUAAUGUGACAGUUUCCUCUUUCAGUAUGGGCAUUUCAUGAAACUGGGUGUAGGGUGGCUCUAAAGGGAAGGCCAUUUGCUAAGAUGCCAUUUUGCUGCUGAGGGUCAUAUUUUCAUGUUUCUGAAAUAAAGAAUACACCCCCAUCAGCUGUAAACUGGUA
This is a messenger RNA of Salvelinus namaycush (lake trout), 5521 nucleotides long. Its product is annotated as protein zyg-11 homolog. Gene Ontology annotation, cellular component: Cul2-RING ubiquitin ligase complex. The transcript is spliced from 18 exons. NCBI's taxonomy places the organism in Eukaryota, Metazoa, Chordata, Actinopteri, Salmoniformes, Salmonidae. The record is from RefSeq and is a predicted model, not a curated record. Bases 439 to 2667 code for a protein of 742 amino acids. Gene Ontology annotation, molecular function: protein binding.